ACAGGGGCCAGUUCUGGCCGUUCUCGCGUCUGUCCGGCCCGCCGCGGCCGCUUCGCGGGUGCUUCGCCCGGCACCUCAAUGCGCUCGGCCAACGGCCUCUGAGAGCGCUCACCGGGCGCCCCGGGAGCCGGCGGGCGGCGGCCCUCGCCGGGGACUCUCCAGCGGGCCAGGGGGACAAAAGUGGCUCUAAAUCUGGCGCAUGCACAUUGAAGCAAGUUAAAGGAUUUAAUAUGAAGCACAGAAGCAGAUAGUGCCAAGUAGCAAGAAGUAGUUGGUUCACAUUUCUGGAAAAGCAGUGUCCGUGUUGUUAUGUACACCUCCAAAAAACAGUUCAGAUCUGUAGGGGAGUUGUUGUAUAAAUAAACUGAACUGCAGGGUAGCAGUAUUUUCAUAGCUAUUAUAGCCGUGUAUUCACUGUGUUAAAAUGAGUAAAAGAACAAGCAUUGACACACCACUAGGAAGGGUGAGUGGGGCAGCAUUUCCUUCUCCCACUGCUGCUGAGAUGGCAGAAAUUAGUCGGAUUCAGUAUGAAAUGGAAUACACCGAAGGUAUUAGUCAGCGAAUGAGGGUCCCAGAAAAAUUAAAAGUCGCACCACCAAAUGCUGACCUGGAACAAGGAUUCCAAGAAGGCAUUGCAAACGCCAGUGUGAUAAUGCAGGUUCCAGAGAGGAUCGUUGUAGCAGGAAAUAAUGAGGAUGUUUCAUUUUCAAGACCAGCAGAUCUUGACCUUAUCCAGUCAACUCCCUUUAAACCUCUGGCACUAAAAACACCACCUCGUGUUCUUACACUGAGUGAAAGACCACUAGAUUUUCUGGAUUUAGAAAGACCUCUUCCAACCCCUCAAAAUGAAGAGAUCCGUGCAGUUGGCAGGCUAAAGAGAGAGCGCUCUAUGAGUGAAAACGCUGUUCGCCAAAAUGGACAGCUGGUCAGGAACGAUUCCAUGUGGCACAGAUCAGAUUCUGCCCCAAGAAAUAAAAUUUCAAGGUUCCAGGGAUCGAUUUCUGCACCGGAGUACACUGUGACACCAUCGCCACCCCAGGCUCGCGUCUGUCCUCCCCAUAUGUUACCUGAAGAUGGAGCUAAUCUUUCUUCUGCUCGUGGCAUUUUGUCGCUUAUCCAGUCUUCUACUCGUAGGGCUUACCAGCAGAUCUUGGAUGUGCUGGAUGAAAAUCGCAGUGUGAGAAGACAAAAUGAAAUACGUUGUGAAAGACCUGUGUUGCGUGGUGGGUCUGCCGCCGCCACUUCUAAUCCUCAUCAUGACAACACCAGGUAUGCCAUUUCAAACAUAGAUGCCACAAUUGAAGGAACAUCAGAUGACAUGACUGUUGUAGAUGCAGCUUCAUUAAGACGACAGAUAAUCAAACUAAAUAGACGCCUACAACUUCUAGAAGAGGAGAACAAAGAACGUGCUAAAAGAGAGAUGGUUAUGUAUUCAAUUACUGUAGCAUUCUGGCUGCUUAAUAGCUGGCUCUGGUUUCGCCGCUAGAGGUAACCUCAGCAUUCAAAUAUAUUGUCUCAACAGCUGGAAAUAUAAAAGGAUUUGCAAACUUCCUUGUUUCUGUCUUUGCAUUGUAGGCGGUUUUAUAGUCCAUGCCCUGAAAAUGUAUUUCUUCCACAAAGUAGGGGGGAAGGACCUAUAAUUUGUAGAAGUAAAGGUAUAUUCUGUUACUCAACUGUGUUCACUUUAGGCCAGUUCUGCAGUGACACCGGCGUGAAAUUCUCCUUUUGCAUGUUUUGUCAAUAGGCUCUAGUUUGUUUCCUUUUUUACAAAAAGAAAUUGAUUUUUUUUUGCUUCAUCAUUCUAUACAACUAAUUCUCUGAAAGGCAGAGAGCAUGCAUACAGAAUGGACUUAGGAAAGUCUGUGAAAGCAAAACAGUGACUGUCCUCUUUCCUAGACUCUGUUCAACAGUCUUGUCAACAGACAUCGUUACAUCCACAUUUCAGCAUUAACAUGCUACAAGUCAUGGUCUGGUGCCUGACUUAACAAAAAUCAAGCCACCCACUACUUCAUGAUCACCUGUACAUAUUAAAAAUAAUUCCUAAUAAUUCAGAUUACCUGUGCAGUAUGUGUUCUUAUUUUCAUUUUAGUUUUGCAGAUAAUUUUCUAUAAAGUACGUUUUUACUAAGUCCAUGUGUGAAUGAUAAAAAGUACAGAAUAAGGUACAAAUGUAGUGUAUUUAAUAAACUGUCAACCAAAGCAA
Messenger RNA from Perognathus longimembris pacificus (Pacific pocket mouse), 2202 nucleotides. It is a transcript of the gene Mff, whose product is annotated as mitochondrial fission factor. Gene Ontology annotation, biological process: positive regulation of mitochondrial fission. Lineage: Eukaryota; Metazoa; Chordata; Mammalia; Rodentia; Heteromyidae. The transcript is spliced from 12 exons. The record is from RefSeq and is a predicted model, not a curated record. Bases 425 to 1486 code for a protein of 353 amino acids. Gene Ontology annotation, cellular component: peroxisome; mitochondrial outer membrane.